This is a messenger RNA of Ambispora gerdemannii, 207 nucleotides long. NCBI's taxonomy places the organism in Eukaryota, Fungi, Glomeromycota, Glomeromycetes, Archaeosporales, Ambisporaceae. The record is from the annotation of a GenBank genome assembly.
AUGACAAUGCAUGUUCGAAGUGCUGAUACAACAACACAAUUGGUAAUUGCAAAAGCCAAUUCAGCGAGACCGCCACAAAUUAUUCAAACAUGUAAUUUCAAUUCUUUCAAAAAAUUCGCGAUCGAGUUUCAUCCAUACGUUGAGUCAUAUUCAGUAAUAAAUGCUGUCACAAAGUUGGAGAAUCUGGAUAUUCUGUUGCUUCAGUAG